AUGAACGAGGUGCUCUUCGCGCCCAUGUGCGGCCUUGUUCUGGUGACGAAGAACUUGUGGGGAACAAGCACGCUGUUUGCGAGUCGAAGAUGCAGCGCUGCAGCUACUCUGUCCGGCCCCACCCCCUCUACCUGCGCAGUACCUCGUGGCAGGGCCCCCAGCAGUUUUCAGCUGUGCCGGGGCAUUUUGCAGCUCGCGGGCAAGACCUCACUGCCGAGCGAAGCAUUGCCAGCGUAA
Molecule: messenger RNA, 237 nt
Organism: Symbiodinium necroappetens
Lineage: Eukaryota; Dinophyceae; Suessiales; Symbiodiniaceae
Source: the annotation of a GenBank genome assembly